GCUCUUUCCAGGCCACAUGGUCGGUCGUGCCAUACGCACGCUAUUAUAUUCCUUCUUCGAUAGAGACCUUGCUAUCGCCGUUAGCGUCAAGAUAUACAGCGCGUGGCAGAUUAGUACUUAAAGAAAGCUAGUUAUAUCACGCGUACCAGCUUCUUGGUUUUACUCUCUAUUUUUUAUUGGUUUUUAUUUUAUUUAUUUAUUUAUUUAUUUAUUUUCUUUUUCUUUUUUACGACUAUUGCGGGAAGUGGAGUCAAUUUAUUUAUCCAUUUCGUAUCUGCCAUGUGCGGAAGAGAGAGUACCGGAAUUAGUUUCCGCCUGGUACGGUGGCUUUUCUGGAAGUUGUGUGGUCUAGUUAUAGAGUACCGAACCUUGAACUGUCAGAAACGGAAUAAUGAGAAGGGAAAGAGAACGAGGAAUUGAGGGGAGGGGAGGGUGGCGAUGGAGACAGAGGUGGUGUGAGCACCUACUAGUAUAUGAGCGUAGGCGCAGAUUGCAUGAAGUAGCACCAGCUCCGCAGGAUGUAUCGACGCCUUGUCACUCAGGCGGUUUUCCCAAGAAUGUGGUUCGCGGCCUUACCCGCUUAAAACUGUAUUCACUCCGGAGCCAUCACCCUUUUUAUGACAGGCAGAUGGAUACGAGGUGGGCUCUUUCGUCUUUCUCGAAGUUUUAUCAGACGACAGCAUGCGAAGAUAAACUAAUUAUCCACUCUCCUCACCAAUCUGGUGUCAUAGUAUCUUUAUUAUUGGCACUUGAUCGCAUCAUUGCAGAUAGAAAUUUUAGUCAUAGAUUGGUUUACUUUUUCUUUUUCACUUUCUGUAUUUCUCCUCUCUCUUGCGCCCCUGAAUCCCAAGUGCAUGUCUUCGGUACCGCUGUAUGCGCCAGUUAAAUCCCACCGAUAAUUGAUAGGUCCAAUGGGACUCAUGGCACUUAUAUUAAAAUGAUAGACAGCACGAUCCCUAGGUUUGUCAAUCUUGAAAAGAGGGAAUUGCAACAGAAAAAAAUAUAAUAAAAUAAAAAUAAAAAUAACAGUACAGAAAAACAAGCAAAAAGUCAAAAGAACACUAUGGGCUCCACUGUUUACUCCGUACUGAAAAAGACUGUAUGUGC
This is a messenger RNA of Aspergillus pseudonomiae, 1107 nucleotides long. RefSeq lists its product as uncharacterized. Lineage: Eukaryota; Fungi; Ascomycota; Eurotiomycetes; Eurotiales; Aspergillaceae. Bases 392 to 886 code for a protein of 164 amino acids. The transcript has a single exon. The record is from RefSeq and is a predicted model, not a curated record.